Molecule: messenger RNA, 3481 nt
Organism: Mirounga angustirostris (Northern elephant seal)
Lineage: Eukaryota; Metazoa; Chordata; Mammalia; Carnivora; Phocidae
Gene: CSKMT
Product: citrate synthase lysine methyltransferase
Exons: 4
Coding region: 314-1114 (266 amino acids)
Source: RefSeq, a predicted model, not a curated record
UUGGCUCUGCGCAGCGUCAGUGCCGGCCCCGCCCCUCAGCCUUCGCGAGCCAAUCGCGGCUCGGGGGCGGGUCCUGAGGGCUAUAUAAAGGCGCUCGGCGGGGUCCCGUGUCUUUCGCGGGACGGCGUUCGGGGAGGUCCUUGGAACCGUCCCUGGAGCCGGAGCUGUCGUGUCCCCUCCUCUUUCACUGCCCGUUGCAAACAAUAAAGGCCGUUCCUACCCUACUAGCUUUUCUCUUGGACCUCAGGCUCCUGCGGGAGUGCGGGCGACAUUUCGCAGAAGGUUCUCUGGCCGACCUUGCCGGGAUUUCCAGAUGGCCGCGCUGCGCCGAACCCUCCACGUGGCGACCCUGGCGGCUGGGGCGCGCCGCGCUUUGGCGGGGUACAUAGCACCGUUUCUGCAGCAUUUUGAUGGAACUUGGGCGCUGGGUGACACACGUACUCCACUCGUGUCCACAGGCUCCCUGGCUGGUAGCUGCCUGGCCGACCGUCGCCUCUGGGAUAAGCUCCAUGCCGAUGCCCGUAGGGGCAGCGUCCCCACGUUCGACUGGUUCUUUGGGUAUGAGGAAGCCCAGGGGUUGCUACUUCCGCUGCUGCAGGAGGCACGGGCUGCCUGCCCACCGAGGGUGUUGGACGUAGGCUGUGGGACCUCCAGCCUGUGUACAGGCCUCUACACCAAGUGCCCACAUCCCGUGGAUGUGCUGGGGGUGGACUUCUCUCCUGUGGCUGUUGCCCACAUGAAGAGUCUCCUGGAAGGUGGUCAAGGCCAAACACCCCUCUGUCCUGGGCAUCCUGCUUCCCGACUCCACUUCAUAAAGGCUGAUGCCCAGAACCUGGAGCCAGUGGCUUCCUCAGGCUCCUUCCAGCUAGUGCUGGAUAAGGGCACCUGGGAUGCUGUUUCCCGAGGUGGUCUGCCCAGGGCUUACCAGCUUCUGUCAGAGUGCCUCAGGGUCCUAAGCCCGCAGGGGACCCUGAUUCAGUUCUCAGAUGAGGACCCUGAUGUGCGGCUGCCCUGCCUGGAGCAAGGGUCCCCAGGCUGGACUGUGACCGUGCAGGAGUUAGGCCCUUUCGGGGGCAUCACCUACUUCGCUUACUUGGUUCAAGGCUCUCAUUAAAGACUUCAGUCCUGACCCGAAUUUUCCUGUUGGGUAGCUUUUCAACUUUGUAAGAUGGCUGGGAGGCAAGGAUUUGAGGCCUGGCCUCCACAUUUAUUAGCUGGGAGCACAGAGUAUUGAAUGUUUCUGUGCCCCAGUUCAUGCUCUGGCAGCAAGGAGGAAUAAUACCCGGAGUUAGGGGAUUACAUAUGAUGAUAGGUGAAACGUGGAGCAUUUAGCAAUGCCAGGCACAAGACGGAGUGCUGAGUAGAGAAGGUGCAGUGGCUCAUUCCCCAGCCCCAACGAACUGGAACUCCUAAAAACACAGGAGUUCUGUGGGGUUUUUUGUUUGUUUGUUUGAGGAGUUUAGGGAUUUGUCUGUUUGUUUUUAGAUUUAUUUAUUCUAGAGCGAGCGAGCAGGGGGAGGGGCAGAGGCAGAGGGAGAAUCCCAAGCAAUCUCCAUGCCCAGUGCGGAGCCCAAAUCAGGGCUCCUCCCUGAGAUCAUGGCCAGAGCCAAAACCAAGAGUUGGGUGCUUAACCGACUGAGCCACCCAGGUGCCCCUGUUGGAGGAGUUUUUUAAUAGAGGGGUUCUUAAUCCAAAUUCCAGUACUGACUGACUUGUGUGAGCCAGUGGCCUCACCCCUAAGCCUCUUGUCCUCACCUGUAAAAGGAGAAGACUGAAAGAACCGAUAGAAGGGCCUCAUAACAAACCACUGAAAUGUGAAGGGAGACAGAACAAUACUUACCCUCAAAGCUCCUGGGAGGCAGGAGAUGUGAAUAUUCCACAAAGCAGCUUCUACAAACACGGGAGCUGGCUGCUGGGUUCCAGAGAGAACAGGGGUUGGAGGCUUCCUGAUACUCUGUGUCCUCAGGAAUCCAGGAGACCUCUUGUUCUCCCUGGUCCUGCCCCCAGCUGAAUUCUGGGUUAAAGGUUCUUGAGGGAGAUCUGGGGUCCAGUGGGCUCCAAGUCCAGCCUGGGGGAGAGAGGAGUGGAAGAGCCCAUUAAGAAUGAAAAGUAUUCCGGGCGCCUGGGUGGCUCAGUUGGUUAAGCGACUGCCUUCGGCUCAGGUCAUGAUCCCAGGGUCCUGGGAUCGAGUCCCGCAUCGGGCUCCCGGCUCAGCGGGGAGCCUGCUUCUCCCUCUGACCCUCUCCUCUCUCAUGCUGUUUCUCUCUCGCUCACUCUCUAAUAAAUAAAUAAAUAAAAUCUUUUAAAAAAAAAGAAUGAAAAGUAUUCCUGAUCUAUUACUGACUUUUUAAAAGAUGAAACAAAUUUGUGUAUUUUUUUCUUAUUGAAAAAAGUAAUACAGCAAUUAUAAUUAAGAGGCUAAUUUCAGGGGUGCCUGGGUGGCCCAGUCUCUUAAGCAUCUGGCUCAGGUCAUGAUCCCAGGAUCCUGGGAUUGAGCCCCACAUCGGGCUCCCUGAUGCUUCUGGGAGUCUGCUUCUCCCUCUCCCUCUGCCAUGCCCCCUGCUUGUGCUCUCUCUCUGUCAACUAAAUAAAAUAAAAAAUCUUUUUUUAAAAAAAGGCUACUUUGAGACGCCUGGGUGGCUCAGUCCGUUAAGCGUCGGCCUUGGGCUCAGGUCAUGAUCCCAGGGUCCUGGGAUCAAGCCGCACAUCGGACUCCUUGCUCAGCAGAGAGCCUGCUUUUCCCUCUGCCUUCCGCUCCCCCUGCUUGUGCUCUUUCUCUCACUCUCUGAAAAUAAAUAAAAUCUUAAAAAAAAAAAAAAGGCUAAUUUCACAGCCUGUUUCCUCAUGAGGAUGAAAGGAUCUCCCUCACUGGGUUCUGAAAAUCAUGAGAUAAAAGCAUUUAGCACACUGUAAAUGCUAAUAUAUAAGCUUCUAGAACAGUAUCAGACAUGGGGAAAAGUCUGGAAGAAAAGGCAUCCAAAAUGUAACUUAUCUCUGGGUAGUUGAUUUGGGAUGAUUUUAUUACCUUUUUUCCCCCACAACAAUGUGAAUUUUUUUUUUUAAAGAUUUUGACACACACACAGAGGGAGAAAGCAAGCACAAGCAGGGGGAGCGGCAGGCAGGGGGAGAAGCAGGCUCCCCACUGAGUAAGGAGCCCGAUGCAGAACUCGAUCCCAGGAUCCUGGGAUCAUGAGCUGAAGGCAGACGCUUAACCAACUGAGCCACCCAGGCUCCCCAAACAAUGUGAAUAUUUUAAAACAUUAAGAAUAAUUAAAAGGCGGGUGCCUGGGUGGCUCAGUUGGUUAAGGGACUGCCUUCGGCUCAGGUCAUGAUCCUGGAGUCCCUGGAUCGAGUCCCGCAUCGGGCUCCCUCCUCAGCAGGGAGUCUGCUUCGUCCUCUGACCCUAUCUCCUCUCAUGUGUUCUCUCUCUCUCAUUCUCUCUCUCUCAAAAAAAAAAAAAAAAAAAAAAGAAUAAUUAAAA